GUUUCGCGGCAGUCUGGUAAUUUCAUCAUAGUUGCUUCUGUCUGGCUGUAACCAUUUAAAUCGUUAUUGGCAAUAAUAGAUCGAGCUCAAGUUUGGGUAAGACUUGUGUGCGUCGUUUCGUACUUCUCAGACUUCACGGCUAAUGUAGCUAGUUUCAAACCCGUGAAGGAUAAGUUGCGCAGCGGCAACACGAAACAUCCACUGGGCUCCUAUCCUGAAGCAUGAACAGACCAAUGACAGACCAUCACCGCAGGUUUCUGCAGACCAUGAUGAGCAGCGGGGUUAUGGAGUCCUCCAAAGCCAACGCUCUGUACCUGAAUUUCUGCGGGGACCAAAGUGCACCUGCCCAGCUGGAUGAGUUCAUCGAUGUCAUCAAUGCGCAGCUGCAGCCGAUGUUCAUGAACAUCAGGAAAGGGACGUCUGAGGACAACGGCCUCGAGUACUACGCUCUGGUGAAUAUGGCAGAGACGGACAUAACCCGAAUGUCUUCCGAUUAUGCAGACAAUGAGCUGGAACUCUUCAGAAAAACAAUGGACUUGAUUGUGGAGUCUGAGAGAGGAGCAGCUAGCUCCACGGACAUCCUCAACUGCGGUGACAGGCUUCAGACCAAGAAGAUGAAGAAGAAAGACGUGGAGAACGUGCUGGACAGGCUGGUCCAUGAUAAGUGGCUGAACGAGAAACAUGGCGAAUACACUCUCAGCACACGCUGCGUCAUAGAGAUGGAGCCGUACAUCCGGAACAUGUACCAAGACCUGGUCAAACCCUGCGCCAUGUGCCACAGCCUCGCCUUCCAGAGCCAGACGUGUGAGAGCUGUGAUGUCAGAAUCCACCUGCCCUGUGCUGCCAAGUACUUUAAAAACCACGCUGACCCCCAGUGCCCCUCCUGUAAGGAGUACUGGCCACACGACAUUCCAGUCUUCCCGUCAGUCUCUCUCAGCCAACCAACGUCCUCUCAACCCAACGCUGCCCCGGUAUCUACAGCCUCCCGGAGGCUCAGGAAGUGAUGUCACUGCGCUUCAGUCCCUUCAUUUGGCUUCUACGCCCUUUCCUUUCAGGCGUCACCUACUUGGGGCCGGAGGAUUGUAGUUCUUGUCGAUUCGUUUUACAUUUGGAAAAUAUUUUUUGUAUGUGUUCAUAUUUCAAAACAUUUUCUUAUUAAAAUAAAUUAAAAGCUUUAUAUGGAAAAAA
Messenger RNA from Conger conger (European conger), 1188 nucleotides. RefSeq names its product NSE1 homolog, SMC5-SMC6 complex component (gene nsmce1). Gene Ontology annotation, biological process: double-strand break repair via homologous recombination; DNA damage tolerance. Lineage: Eukaryota; Metazoa; Chordata; Actinopteri; Anguilliformes; Congridae. The transcript has 8 exons. Bases 222 to 1004 code for a protein of 260 amino acids. The record is from RefSeq and is a predicted model, not a curated record. Gene Ontology annotation, molecular function: ubiquitin-protein transferase activity. Gene Ontology annotation, cellular component: nucleus; Smc5-Smc6 complex.